CGUAAUGAAGCUUUAGCCUUUAGCGUUAAGCUGCCCCUUGUCCCCACGUCAACAUUGACAUAGCAAAUCAACUGCCACUGACACGGAAGGUUGCGUGACUCCGACAAGAGCUUAUGGUUCAAAUUUUGGGUGGCAACGAGUCAAAACACUAUGACAAGGCAAGCUCUGCCAUUUUUGGAAAAUCUGAACACUCCAAUUCUUCAUUGCCUGUACUCAGCCAUAGCAUCUCUGUCACAAACUCGUCAAGCUCACGCUUAUAUACUGAAAACUGGACUUCUUGCUGAUACCCAUCUUUCUACAAGACUCAUCUCACGAUUUGCUAAUCACCAUUCCUUUGUCGAAGCAGAUCUCGUCCUUCGCUCCAUAUCUGACCCAUCUAUCUCUUCCUUUUCUACUCUCAUUUAUGCUCUCAACAAGUCCAAUCUUUUCACCCAAUCGCUCAACGUUUUCUCCCGAAUGCUUUCUCAUGGUGUUUUGCUGGAUACUCACGUGCUAUCAAAUGUUGUCAAGGCUUGCGGCAAAUUAUCCGCCUUGAAGUUCGGAAGAGAAAUUCAUUGCAUCGUUUGUAAAUAUGGGUUUGAUUCAGAUUCCGUUGUUCAAGCUUCUUUGGUGCACUUGUAUUUAAAAAGUGAUCGAAUCCGGGAUGCUCGGAAUGUGUUCGAGAGAUUACCUGAAGGAGAUGUGGUUACUUAUGGUGCUUUGCUUUCAGCUUACGCUCGCAAGGGUUGCGUUAACGAGGUAAAGGAAAUCUUUUCUGGGAUGCAAAGUUAUGGUUUGGAGCCCAAUGUAGUUUCAUGGAAUGGUAUGAUUACAGGAUUCAACCAGAGCGGGAACUAUGUUGAAGCUGUUGUCAUGUUUCAGGAAAUGCAUUCGAAAGGGUUUCAGCCUGAUCAUAUUACAAUUUCAAGCGUUCUUUCUGCUGUGGGUGAUAUGGAGAGGUUUAAUAUAGGGAUUCAGGUUCUCUGUUAUGUGAUCAAACUAGGUCUUUUGCAUUGCAAGUUUGUUAUUAGCGCACUUAUAGAUAUGUUCGGAAAAUGUGCUUGUGCAGGAGAUUUGAUGAAAGCAUUUGAAGAGACGAAUGAGGAGCUUAUGGAUGUAGGUGCUCGCAAUGCUUUAUUAACUGCACUGUCUCGAAAUGAUCUUGUUGAUGUAGCUAUGGAGGUAUUUGAGCGAUUUAGAGUGCGUGGGAGGGAACUGAAUGUUGUAUCCUGGACAUCAAUGAUUGCUGGAUGCUCACAAAAUGGGAAGGAUAUUGAGGCAUUGGAGCUUUUCAGAGAGAUGCAGAGUGCAGGGGUGAAGCCAAACUCUGUAACAAUACCUUGCUUGCUACCAGCUUGUGGAAAUAUUGCAGCAUUGGUACAUGGAAAAGCAGCUCAUGGUUUUGCCCUUAGAACAGGAAUCACUGCUGAUGUUCAUGUUGGCAGUGCAUUAGUUGAUAUGUACGCUAAGUGUGGAAGAAUCCAUUUGUCUCGACUUUGUUUUGAUAGGAUACCAAACAAAAACUCAGUCUGUUGGAAUGCAAUUAUGGGUGGUUAUGCAAUGCAUGGUAAGGCUAAUGAAGCUAUUGAUAUUUUUCAUUUGAUGCAACAUAAAGGGCACAAGCCUGAUUUUAUCAGCUUUAGUUGUGUAUUAUCUGCUUGCAGUCAGGGUGGCCUAACAGAACAAGGUUGGCGAUUUUUUAAUAGCAUGUAUGAAGACUAUGGAAUUGAAGCAAAAAUGGAGCACUAUUCCUGCAUGGUAAACCUUCUAGGUCGUUCUGGAAAGCUAGAAGAAGCAUAUACCAUGAUCAAGCAAAUGCCAUUUGAACCACAUGCCUGUGUUUGGGGAGCUUUGCUUAGUUCUUGUAGGCUUCACAAUAACAUUCGUCUAGGCGAGAUUGCUGCAAGGAAUCUCUUUGAAUUAGAACCAAAUAAUCCUGGUAAUUACAUCCUUCUUUCCAAUAUAUAUGCGUCUAAGGCCAUGUGGGACGAAGUAGAUGCCGUGAGAGAUGUCAUGAGGAGUAGGGGCAUGAAGAAGAACCCCGGUUGCAGUUGGAUUGAGAUCAAGAACCAAGUGCACAUACUUCUUGCUGGAGAUAAAUCAAAUCCACAAAUGACUGAGAUCAUUGAGAAGUUACAUAAAUUGAGCUUGGAGAUGAAGAAAGCAGGUUACCUGCCAAAUACUAACUUGGUGUUGCAAGAUGUGAACGAGCAGGACAAGGAGCAGAUCUUAUGUGGACAUAGUGAGAAGUUAGCAGUAGCCUUAGGGCUUCUGAAUACUCCUCCGGGCUCUCCACUGCAGAUAAUAAAAAAUCUCAGAAUCUGUGGUGAUUGUCAUGCCGUUAUAAAAUUUAUAUCUGGCUUUGAAGGAAGAGAAAUAUAUGUCAGAGACACAAAUCGCUUUCAUCAUUUUAAAGAUGGAGUUUGUUCCUGUGGGGAUUUUUGGUGAACAAUUUUAUGACUAAGAUUUAGCAUGUGCUUUGUUAUUCUUUUAGUUCUUGUUGGUGCUUAAAGAAAAGGUAUUAGUCAUCCAUAGCAGAUUACUAUAAGCCUGUCCUUAUUUGUGCAGACCUCAGUCUCCCGUGCUCUUCCUCUGAUGCUCAAAGAAAAGGGAUCAAAACAUCAGAGCUUUUGUUGAAGCGUGCUUCACCUUGACUAGCUUCAAUUCAGUUAUCAUUUAUCAGGCAGCUUGUAGCUUCCCUGGUACUGGUUUUGAUACUUUGUACUGCGGCACUGUUAGGCCUGCAAGUAACUUUCACAUUGAAGCCUAAAGAGAUAUUUGGAGCUUCAGUGCCCCUUCAAUGCCCUCCCAUGAGCGCAGACCUUAUUAACUUUGAGAAGUGAUUUUCGGAAGAUUGGAUCUGAUUAUAAGCUAGCUUUGAUGUGAAUGUUUGCUUGCUCUAUACUCAAAAGUUAUUGCAGCAAAAUACUUUAAUUGAUGUUGAAUUAUUAAUUUUAAUUUGAUUCUUGAUCAUUAACCAAUAAGGGAUGGUUGCCUCUCAAGUACUUUUAAGUGCUAAAAAUAAAGUGGUUACAGCUUUGAUGGAGGGGUUCUCGCUACUGCUGCACGGCUAUAUCUUCCCUUGAAAAUUUGUCAUUUCUUAAGUUGCAAGUACUUACCAUCUUUUGAAUGCUCGCUAAUUUGCAGGUUUGGGAUUUGUUUGGUUAAAAUCAGAGAAUGAUCUAUUUCUGGUUAAUGCUGAAUCCGGAUAGUGAUCAAGAAAAGCUUAAAGCAUGCUUUAUUGGUUCUAACUUAUUCAUAUUUGCUAUGAUGACUGGAAUCAUUACAAAAGACUGGAAAUAUGUGUUUCAGGAGAAGCCUUUCUCUCAUCUCAAUCUGGUAGCCAGCCACCUGUUGGGUAUGGAGUAUGGGGCCCACAACUCAAUGAUUAGUUAACAUUUGUUAUGUUUUUCCACGUACGUUCAAGUGGUAAGUACCACGGCGGCUCAAGCAAAGCAAAACUCAUUUCACAUGAAAAAUCAGCAGUAGCUGUCGUAAACCCUUUGCAUCACGUAAGAGAGACCUCUAACAAUAAUGUAGCAAACUCAGAAACCAAAACCAAAACCUUCUUCUUAUCAUUGGGUUUAGAUCCAAAUGAUUUAUGAAAACAAACAUCAGAGUCAAUUUAUUUGGUUGUGUUAUUUUCAUAGAUGCAAUGAUUUGUUUGGAAAGUUGUACCCAAGUUUAUCCUUUCCAAUUGAAUUUAAUAA
Molecule: messenger RNA, 3689 nt
Organism: Gossypium raimondii (Peruvian cotton)
Lineage: Eukaryota; Viridiplantae; Streptophyta; Magnoliopsida; Malvales; Malvaceae
Product: pentatricopeptide repeat-containing protein At1g20230
Exons: 3
Coding region: 151-2427 (758 amino acids)
Biological process (GO): RNA modification
Molecular function (GO): zinc ion binding; RNA binding; protein binding
Source: RefSeq, a predicted model, not a curated record